Messenger RNA from Cyphomyrmex costatus, 1197 nucleotides. RefSeq names its product odorant receptor 22c-like. Gene Ontology annotation, biological process: sensory perception of smell; detection of chemical stimulus involved in sensory perception of smell. The record is from RefSeq and is a predicted model, not a curated record. Gene Ontology annotation, cellular component: plasma membrane. The transcript is spliced from 5 exons. Gene Ontology annotation, molecular function: odorant binding; olfactory receptor activity. Bases 1 to 1197 code for a protein of 398 amino acids. NCBI's taxonomy places the organism in Eukaryota, Metazoa, Arthropoda, Insecta, Hymenoptera, Formicidae.
AUGUUCUCCAACAAAAAUUAUAAACGCGAUAUAGAUUAUGUUUUCAAACUGAGCCGCUUUGUCUUUCGUCUGCUGGGUAUCUGGCCGUACGCACGUACGAAGUCCUGGCUUCCGGAGACCCUCGAGAACGUCGCUGUGAUCCUCAUCUCCUACAUCCUCCUCAUCUGCGAGUUGGUUCCGGCGAUUCUCUACAUGGCCAUCGUGCAGAGAGAGACCCGUGCCAGGUUGAAAGUCGUCGCCACUGUGAUUUUUACGAUGUUAGCGAUGGCCAAAUACGGCCAGCUGCUGAUCAAAAGGAAUCAAAUGAGAAACUGCCUCGCGCAAGUUGAGGACGAUUGGCAAAUAGUCAACUUACACGAUCGUAAUGUGAUGAUCGAUAAGGCUAGAACUAGCAGGCGUUUGCUGAUAAUAUGUGCUAUAUUUAUGUACUCCACUGGAGUGUCCUUUCGGACAAUUAUACCGUUGUCCGCCGGGAAAAUCGUUACCAAACAGAAUUUCACAAUCAGACACCUACCAUGCCCAACUUAUUUUGUUCUAUUCGAUGUGCAGCUUAGCCCCGCUUACGAGAUCGUAUUCCUUAUGCAGUUCUUCUCCGGAUUCGUGAAAUGCACGGUCACAACGGCAGUAUGCGGUCUUGCGGGUCUCUUCGUGAUGCACAUUUGCGCACAGUUGGACAUACUGAUGGUCUUGAUGAAUAAUCUAAUAAAUGAACGUGAACUUAAAAAUAUGAAUGAAAGACUGACCACUAUUGUAAAGCAUCAGAUCAAAAUACGAAAUUUCCUUCAAUUAGUGCAGAACACCAUACAAUAUACAAGUUUAAUGGAAAUUAUGGGAUGCACCAUAAUUGUAUGUCUCUUAGGAUAUUUUGUUAUCAUGGAAUGGGAGGAUAACAAUGCCGUAGCUCUAUGUUCGUAUCUGGUUGGACUCACAUCGAUUAGUUUCAACAUUUUUAUUUUUUGCUUCAUUGGCGAACAACUUUCGGCGAAGGGAGAAAAGGUGGCAUUAACAGCAUGUACGAUGGAAUGGUAUCGUCUUCCUGAUGCGAAAGCGCGAUCGUUGAUAUUAAUCAUGCUCAUGUCAAAUUCUCCGACAAAAGUUAAAGGAGGAAAGUAUUUUGAUCUUUCCUUCAAGACAUUUGGCAACGUCGUUAAAACGGCCGUAACAUAUUUAAAUCUUUUACGCUCUGUUAUUGGCUAA